AUCAAAUACGUCAUGAUAGGAAGAAAUAUCUUAGUUUUUGUAAUUAUCUCUAUCAUCAUUAACACAUCAAAUGCUACAACUUAUAUGUAUAUCCUUGCUUAAGAAUGGGUUGGAUCUGUAUGCAAGGUUGAACCAAGUUGUCCAUUUAUGGGACAUUAUGAUGGACAACGAUGGAAUUUACAUGGUUUAUGGCCAAAUACUUAAUUAACCUCAUCUUGUGGGUCAAUUUAAUAUUGUAGAACUGAUCCAUAUGAUUCUUCUAAAAUAUAUCAAAAAACAAAGGAUUUAUUAGAUGUUGUUUGGAAUGGUUUAUAUUCAGACACCGAAACUUUUAGAGGGUAUUUAUCAUUUUAUAAGAAGAUAUGAAUGGGAAAAACAUGGUACUUGCUAUCCAGGAGAAGUUUCAUAGAAUUAUUUUUUUUAGACAGCUGGAGGAUUAGCAUAAAAAUACAAUUAUUAUGAAAUAUUAGCUAAAGCUGGAAUAUAUCCUGAUAACACUAGACAAUUAUUUGAAAAUGAUAUAAGGAAUGCCUUUGCUUAAGUUUUGGGUUCGAAUGUUAAGAUCACUUUUUCUUGUUUCAAAGAUUGUAUAAAAUACUUUUAUAUCCUUUAGAAGUUACAGGAAAAUACUUAUUAGGAUAACUUAAAAUUUGUUUUGAUGAGUCUUUAUAAAUUAGAACUUGUAAUUGUAAAUUGAAUGAUGAAGAGAUUGAUUUAGAAAAAUAAUUGAAUUAUUCUUAGUACUAAGCUUAACCAUUAGUUUCAUGUGGUUCUGUAUUCUAUUAUCCUGAAUUGUGA
Molecule: messenger RNA, 798 nt
Organism: Paramecium sonneborni
Lineage: Eukaryota; Ciliophora; Oligohymenophorea; Peniculida; Parameciidae
Source: the annotation of a GenBank genome assembly